AUGUUCUCUCGACAUCUGCUAUCUCUGCGCUUAAUCGUAUCUCUAGUGCGCAUAAUCUAUGAUCCCUUCACCGAGUUCGGCAAGCUAUAUGACGAUGUUUUCAAUGCUCGUUUUCGUCCCUCCCAUACCAUCGAGGGCAAUACUACCUUGACUCAGUGCGGUGAUUGGGCGUUUCCCAGGCUGGACCUGCACGAGAAUGCUGAGAUCAAAACAGUCUCUGCAACAUUCAAACUUCCUGGUAUCAAACAACAGGAUGUCAACGUCGAGGUCCAUGGAAAUCACCUGACCAUAUCUAGGGAGUCGAAACGCUCGGGAGGCAGCUAUGCGGUGCAGGAGUGCUCAUGUGGCAAGUUCUCCAGGACCCUUCAAAUUCGUCAGGGAAUUAAGGCGAGUACAUUGGCAAUCCUUACCGUAUGCUUCCCGAAGGCUGGGCCAGACCACCAACCCCAGCGGAUUGCGAUCGCGUGA
This is a messenger RNA of Suillus subalutaceus, 468 nucleotides long. Its product is annotated as small heat shock protein. Lineage: Eukaryota; Fungi; Basidiomycota; Agaricomycetes; Boletales; Suillaceae. Bases 1 to 468 code for a protein of 155 amino acids. The record is from RefSeq and is a predicted model, not a curated record. The transcript has 4 exons.